Electrophorus electricus (electric eel) is the source of this 1788-nucleotide messenger RNA. It is a transcript of the gene coro2ab, whose product is annotated as coronin 2Ab. NCBI's taxonomy places the organism in Eukaryota, Metazoa, Chordata, Actinopteri, Gymnotiformes, Gymnotidae. Gene Ontology annotation, molecular function: actin filament binding. The record is from RefSeq and is a predicted model, not a curated record.
AUCUCCAAGAUGUCAUGGCACCCUCCGUACCACAGCUCAAAGUUCCGUCACGUUUAUGGCCGUGUGGCGAGUCGUGAGCAGAGCUACAACGGUCUGCAGAUCACCGGUGGUGUCCAGGACAGUCAUUGCUGUGCCGUCAACCCACAAUUCAUCGCCGUGGUUACUGAAAGUACCGGGGGAGGAGCAUUCAUCGUCAUCCCUGUCCGUCAAACAGGACGGGUAGACCCCCACCAUGCACGUGUGUGUGGGCAUCAGGCCAGGGUUCUGGACGUGAAGUGGGACCCCUUCAAUGACCAGCGCAUCGCCUCCUGCUCCGAAGACUGCACGGUUAAGGUGUGGGACAUCCCUAAAAAUGGUUUGAAGGAGAACAUUAUCUUCCCCCGGAAGGAGCUCAUAGGCCACGCCCGCUGGGUGGGGCUGAUCGAGUGGCACCCAACUGCCAAAGACGUGCUGCUAAGCUCAGCCUAUGACUACCAAGUGUGUGUGUGGCGUUUGGACACUGUCACUGCUGUGGCCAAGACACCGGUGUGUGUGAUCCGCUCACACACUGAUCUGGUUCUGUCUGUUAGCUUCAGUGAGGAUGGCAGCAGGCUGGCUACAACCUGCAGGGACAGAAAUGUCAGAGUACUCGACCCACGCACAGGUCACCUGCUACAGGGCUCCUACAAUCAGUCUCAUAAGGCCUGGAAGGUUUUGUUUCUGACCAACCUGAAUCUGCUGCUCACAACUGGAACCUCCCUGUGGAACCAGAGACAGUAUGCGCUUUGGGACCCGGAGGACCUGUCUAAACCUCUGCUUGAGGAAGACCUGGAUGGAGGUUGUGGGGUUGUCUUUCCUUUCUACGACCCUGACACACACAUGCUCUACUUGGCCGGCAAGGGAGAUGGAAAUAUUCGCUAUUAUGAAGUCAGUGCAGAAAAACCAUACAUUCACUUCCUGGCAGAACAUCGCUCUUUGCUUCCACAACGUGGCAUGGGUGUGAUGCCCAAGCGUGGCGUAGACACCAAGUCGUGUGAAGUGUUCCGCUUCUACCGUCUCGUGCCCGUUAAGGACCUGUUGGAGCCCUUAUCCUUCCUUGUACCUCGUAAGUCCGAUGGCUUCCAGGAAGACAUCUACCCAAUGACAGCUGGUGGUGAGGCAGCCAUGACGGCUCAGGAGUGGCUCAUGGGGCAGAACAGAGGCCCAAUUCUGAUGUCCCUGAAACCUGGGAGUAAAAUCCAAAACCCAUACCCAGCUCCAGUGGAGGCAGCUGGGCCUGACCACUCAGCCAACAGCCAGAACCUCCAGAACCUCCAUGAGCCUGGCAGGCUUUUCCCUCAGGAGGAGAUGGCCAAUCAGGACAAAGAAUAUGAGCUGGCCAAUCAGCACGUGGAGUAUGACAUCAGUGACCUAUCAGGAUGGCAGGAGGAUGAGACCCAGGGGUACGGCGUGAGCAACACGCACACCCCAGACUCAGUCUGGCCACACAGACACGGGGAGCAGACAUGGCCUGAAUCAGAUGCGUACACACUACCUGUGGCAGAGAAAGAGAUGUGGCAGCUGUUCUACAUGCAGAGGGAGGAGAUUCGGUCGCUACGACAACAGCUGGACCAGCGCGACAACAGGAUCCAGCAGCUUGAGCUGGAAAUCAAGAACAUGCAUAACCAGCAUAACCAGACUGUGCUGAGAGCAGAAUACACAUUUGUAUCAAAAUUACAGUACAAUGAUUCUCCAACACGACUGCACCACGACUACCACAAAAGACUCAUUACUGAAUUCCACUGUGCAAGCCCCUCCAUUCCUCACUGA